This is a messenger RNA of Anoplophora glabripennis (Asian longhorned beetle), 606 nucleotides long. RefSeq lists its product as uncharacterized. The transcript is spliced from 3 exons. The record is from RefSeq and is a predicted model, not a curated record. Lineage: Eukaryota; Metazoa; Arthropoda; Insecta; Coleoptera; Cerambycidae. The coding region runs from base 184 to 510 and encodes 108 amino acids.
UAAUAUUUUCUUUUUUGUGGAAUGGCUCUUUUGAUUUUUACUAGAACUUCUAUCUAUUUGUAAGAUCACUCUGAAAACAUAUUAGCGAUCUUAUCUAUUUUUGCCCCGUAUAAAAACCCUUGCAGAGGAAAUUCAAAUCAGUGGUUUUAGCCGAUUGACUAUACCAAAGUACAAAAUACCAACAUGAAGGGUCUAGCAGGGAUAAUUUUGUUCAUUUUCGUUGUUAGUGCCAGUUUUGAUCUAGGAUCUGCCACUAAAUGUUACUUGUGUUCUUCUACCAAAGGCGACGGAAAGGAUUGCGAAAUUAACGUUGAAAAGGCGAUUUUUGGAGAAUGUAUCGAUCCUACAAGUUACUGUAUAACAAUUACGGUAAAAGAUGUAAUAACCAGGACUUGCGCUCUAAAGAAUAUGUGCGAUAGAGUAGAAAGCUACAUCAGUUAUUGUAAAAUCUGUGACACAGAUCUCUGUAAUACCGACAGCGGCGUUUCUGUACCAGGCUACUCCACUUAGUUCCCUUGGCCUGUUCAGUUUUAUGAAACUGUUUGUGUAGAACACCCUUUACGCAUUACUAGUUGUUUGUUUGUUAAUAAAAUAAUUUUUAUAUAA